Messenger RNA from Alligator sinensis (Chinese alligator), 1374 nucleotides. RefSeq names its product zinc finger C2HC-type containing 1B (gene ZC2HC1B). The record is from RefSeq and is a predicted model, not a curated record. The coding region runs from base 557 to 1222 and encodes 221 amino acids. Lineage: Eukaryota; Metazoa; Chordata; Crocodylia; Alligatoridae. The transcript is spliced from 8 exons.
CUAAUAUAGUCCAUGGCCUGUUGUGACCUACGUAUAAAACUUUUCUAAAAAGGUUACAUGAAUAUAUUGUCUCAAAUAGUAUAUAAUUAGGAGUUGUAAUCCCUAUUCUAUGAUGAUAUCUUUGAGCUUUAACAUAUCUUAAAACUACCUUUAUAUAGGUGUUUUUUUUAAAAAGCAUCAUAACCAAAAAAGUAAAAAAAAUAUGAUUAAAUAAAAGAAAUCUGAUUUAUAUUUUAAAAUCCUAUUUUAUUUUAUUUUUUUAAAUCGUUAAUUUUUAUCCACCCUGGGAAAUAGAUAAUCUUCUUAUGGUAAUGAGAAGGAAAAAAAUCACGUAGGAAAAAAAACAAUUUCAGGCCUUGAGUCUUGUCCUCGCUGCCUUUCAUGCGCAUCACAGACUGGGGGAGUAUGUGUGUAUGUGUCAUAAUUGUUAAUUAUUUGGUUGAUGAUAACUGAUGAUUUGGCUGUUCACAAGUAUGUGGACUUUGAGUAAAGAUAGCUGACCACCCAGUGUCCAUGUCUCCUAAUGCAGUCCUGAAGAGGGAAUCUGCAUAUUGAGAUGAAUCAAAUGCCUGUGAAGGAAUUAAGUGGAGCAACUGCCGGAAGUCAAGUUUUGCUUCCUUGUGAAAUCUGUGGAAGGCACUUUAAACAAGAUGUUCUGAUGAGGCAUUCCCCAAUAUGCCAGAAAGUCUUCAGCAAGAAACGCAAACCUUUCAAUUCCUUGAAACAGAGACUGCAAGGAACUGAAAUUACCACUGUGAAGAAACAGCCACAACCAAAGAAUCAAGUGCAAAAGAAAUCUAACUGGAGACAGCAUCAUGAGGACUUCAUGAAUGCUAUUCAGUCAGCCAAGGAAGUCACAAAAGCCAUGAAAGAGGGUCACCCUCUUCCCCCACCGCCUCCUCCAAGCAUCAAUCCAGACUAUAUUCAGUGUCCUUACUGCUCAAGAAGGUUUAAUGAGGCUGCAGCAGGGAGACACAUUAAUUUCUGCAAAGAACAAUCUACCCGACGUACCUUUUCACCAAGUACAAAAGCAGCCAAACCAGCCCUGGGCAAACAACCAAAGAGAGAACCAGCUUUAACAACUGCUGUGGACUCACUGCUUCAGAACAAAGCACAAGAAGCUGCCAAUGCAAAUCAGUUGAGGGCAGGAGCUAUUGUGGAGCCUUCUGCUGGAAUUCCACAGAAAACCAAAAAAACGAGUACAUCCUCUGGAAAAAACUAGUCCAGCGGAUUUAGGGCAGCCGAUGCAGAGCAGAAAGUAAAGUGGCAGGUCACCAAGGACUUGGUAUGGCUUUACUUCUAUAACAUCACUCCUGAAGAUCCUAGGAAGCUGUUCCAUCUGCAUUCCAAGCAUUGCACAGCUUAAGACAUGGA